Pelodiscus sinensis (Chinese soft-shelled turtle) is the source of this 4506-nucleotide messenger RNA. NCBI's taxonomy places the organism in Eukaryota, Metazoa, Chordata, Testudines, Trionychidae. The record is from RefSeq and is a predicted model, not a curated record.
UCUGUUGUCGCCAAACAUCAGAAGUCGUGCGCUCGGCCCUCCCAAAUCCGGAGAGCGGCUAGGGGCUGCCCACUUGCCCUCGGGGACUGGAGCCUCCCGGCUGCGCGUGGAUCGUGUUUCCAAGCUCUCGCCGCAAGCAGCAGGACUAGCAACGUGCCCCUGGAAGCUGCGAUUGUCACCGGGCCCGGCGCAUUCCGGCAAAGGGGCAAUCCGGCAUCGUGGGAGCUGGCAGCUGAGCUUGCCACGCCUGGCCGAGUUCCGGGGCUUUUCGUGGGCCUCUGCGGCACGGGGCACUCCGCUUGGCAGGAGAGUCCGCGGGGGAGUGUGCGUGUAACCUUAGCUCUUUAAAGGAUGGUUUGAGGACUUCAGGAACCCAGCCAGAGGGGGCAGGUCUGUUCAGGUCACAGCUGCUGAGCCGCACGUCAGAACUGCUUUUCCCUCCUGCCAGCCCUACAGCCCAGCACUGCGCUGAAACCCACUGCAGCCUGCGCGCCGUCCCUGCGGCUGCUGCCGGGGGCUAGUCCGCUGCCCUCAGCAGUCCCAGUGUGGCCCUGCACAGGCGCAGCCGGGAGACACGGGGGCUGCUCAGGUGUCAGUGAGGGCCUGGUUUGGACCUUUCCAUCUGUGUCAGAGCCCGGUGUGACGCCCAGUCCCCAAGGGAGGCGGGAGGGCCCGGAGGCAGAGCACGCACUCCUCCUUUUCCAGACUGUCUGAGUGUGGAAUCCGGCACUGGAUCUGGAAACACCCUCUCUCUUCGGACGUGCUCCGCUGGGUGCAAACACAACCCCCCUGCCUCGGGAGGGAGGUAAAGGCAGCAGCAGGACUACUGCAAAGCCAGCUAUGCACGGAGAACGGAGUGGCCGAAGGCUAGAAAAUAACAACAAUACUUAGCUUUCGUAACCCAUAGCGCUCACAGUGUCAUUAGCCCCAUUUCGCAGAUGGGGAAACUGAGGCACGCAGCAGGGACGUGACUUAUGAGAGGGCCAUGGUAGAGAUGGUUACAGAGCCAGGUCUCCUGGGUGGCCGUUUAGUGCUUCAUGCACUGGCCUGCUCUGUGUCUGGUGAGCAGCAGCCCUCAGGUCCCUCCCGCCCUGGGCCCAAAGGGAUGAGUCACCUGAGAAAAUGAAAAAUAACAGAAUGAUCCGACCAUCUGGGAACCAGUAAAAAGCGUUGCCCCAGGUUUGGGGCUGAGAUUCAGAUCGGCCUCGUUCAUCCAGGUUUGCUCCGCCCUAAGGCAGUGCGGUCUAGUGGAAUGAGCAAAAGAUCUGUGACCCUAGAGCGCCUGGGUGCUAAGCCCGACUCUCUCCACUGGCCCCUGUGCUGCCUCAGUUUCCCUCCCUGAACCAAAGGGCCGAUGAUUUGGGGGAGCAGGGAGCUUAGCUUGCAAAGCGCUGAAAUGCUCAGCACCCUGUGCAAAGCCUAUUGACCGCAGCCUGACACUGAGCCGGGCUGUUUCAUUGGCCGCGGAGGCACAGAGGGCGCAGUGCACAUGGGGCGAGGGGGGAGAAGAAAGGUCCCGUUUGGGGGAGACAAUGGCUGUUUCUGCUGAGGAGCAGGUUGAUGGUUUGGAUCUGAAAAGCGAGGCCAUUAGCCCUCCACCCACCCGGCCUCACCUUAUCUCCCAGCGAGACAGAACCCAGAGAGAUCGCAUCAAGGCAAACUUCACUUCACAUCCUCUGGGCCUUGGCUGGAGCAUGAAAGGCUCUGCCAGGAGCCACGGAUCCAGCGAAGGCAAACUGGCGCUGGGGUCAGCCAGGGAUUUCUGUCUGGCGGGGGGUUGCUGAGAAAUUCUCGCUGCCUCUUUCAUGAUUAUGAAGAUUCCUUUCCCCCCCUCUCCUCCCGCUUUCCUCCCUGCCCAUCUUGCCAUGCGGAUAGCUGGGAGCUGCAAAGCAUGUGACGCUAUCUUCCAUAUAGGGGCAGGAGCAAAGCAAGGCCGAGCGAUGGACGCCCUUAGGCCAGACUUGCAGACAAUAUAUACCUACCGCACGAUGUGAAACGCUUCCCACUUUCCAGCGAGAGCGCCAGGCAGAGCAGGCAGCGAGAGGAGUCCUGCGUGAAGGGUGCACGACGGCUCCGGGCCGUGACCUUCACCAGCCAGACCCGAGGCGGCUGGGCGCUGCCCACGCCGCGCCCGGCCCCGCAGCCAUGUCGAAGGAGGAGGUGAGCUGCAAGCUGUCGUCCGUCUACAAGCACAAGGAGCGCAAGCCCAAGAAGCCCCAUUACAUCCCCCGGCCCUGGGGGAAGCCGUACAACUACAAGUGCUUCCAGUGCCCUUUCACGUGCAUGGAGAAGUCCCACCUGUACAACCACAUGAAGUACAGCCUGUGCAAGAACUCGCUCUCCCUGCUCAUCGAGUCCGACUGGCCCUACAAGAAGGGGAACGCUACACCCGAGAUCCGCCUCCUGCAGGCCACGGAGGCGUCCCGGCUCCGCGGGAAAAGGGACGAGCCAGAGGCCUGCGAUUCCUCGGCUGCGGCGGGAGCUAAUCCCCAGCAGGCCCCGGAGGGGGGCGGCGAAGGCGACAGGGCAGUGGCAGCGGCGGAUGCCCGGCCCUCGGAAGCGGCGGCCACAGAGGCCGGCCAGUUCCAAGAGGAGGACGAAGACGUGGCCGGGCUGCUGGGGGAGAUGGACGCAGGGGAGAAGCAGGAGAAAGGGAAGGAGACGGGUGGCCCUGGGGACCCCGCCGAGCCGGACUCCCUGCUCUUCGGGUUCAGGGACAAGCCCGGCCGAGAGGCUGAGCCCGACUUCAUCAUCACGGAUGUUUUCUCCCUGAAGAGCCACGCCCCGAAGGGCAGGGAGACGGAGCCAAAGCACGGCAAGGGGCCAAAAAAGUGCCUGGGAAGCGGCGGGAUCCUCAUGGAGCAGUGGAAGCUGGUGGCCAACGGGCAAAGGAGGGGCCCCCCUGAAGUCUCCUUACCAUGCGCCGAAGGCAACAUCAUCCCCUGCUUCCCCCCUCCGGCCUACGGGGACUACCAGGAGCCGCAGGGCCUCAACCUCUCUCUGCUGGGCAUCAACUACCCACUGAAACCCAGUACCGUGGCCAGCAGCUCCAGCCCACACCCCCACCUGGCCCAGCUGCCCUUCUUGGCCUCCACCGCCCAGCUGAUGCCCCCGCCCGCUGCCCACUUCCAGCCCCUGCAGGCCCCUGAGCGAUCGGCCUUCCUCCCGCGAUUCUACUACCCCCUGCUCUUCGAACACGCCUUCGGCGCGGCCGACAGCAAAGCCGUGGCGGGCAAAGCGGAGGCCCAGGCUCCGGCCGCGGCUGCCGUGCCCGCUCCUGCCCAAGCCCCCAGCGAGCCGCCAAAAGCAGGGCUGCUGAAGGUGCCGGUGCUGAAGGCAAGUCUCCCGUGGGCGAAAGGGGGCAGGGAGGAGCCAUCUCCCGACCCCGGCCACAAAGCCGUGCAGCUCCCGGAGGAGGAGGAGAAAUGGCUGGCCCAGGAAAAGGAGAGAGACCCAGCCCUGGGCAUCGGCGGCCCCCGCGGCAGGCCAGCGUCCGACAUCUGCCGGCACCUGGUGGGGAUAAAAGAGGGAGCCCUUCUCCCCAGCAGCAUCAGGAAGGCGGAGAUACCGGUGGCCGCCUGCCCGGAGAACACGGGCACCCCAGCCCGCUCCCUGAAGAGGAAGUUUCCCGGGAAUGGACCCGAGUCCCUGGGAGCUGAAACGCUGGUGCCUGGAAAACUAGGCUGCCAGGCCAGUGGCUGGAGAGCCGCCCCCGCCCAGCUCCCCAGGUCCCUGCACCACUGGCACACGGGCGUUCACGCUUGCGCGCCUGACGACCAGGAGAAGACCCGUGGUCCCGACGUUCUGUCCCCCGUGAUCGCUGCCGCUGACCCUUCCCUGUGCAAGCUGGACGGCGUGCCCGGGGCUCUCCCCAGCACAAGAGAUGCAGCGGCCACCACGGUGCUCAUCGGGGACCUGUCCAAAGCCUUGGAGGAGUACCAGGAGGUGGAGAAGAAACUCUCUGACUUGGCAAAGGAGGACACCCCUGGGCAGAAGCAGCUGAGAGAACAGCUGGUCAAAAUCCGAAGGGAGCUCUAUCACAUCCACCAGGCGCUGGAGAAAGCCACCAAGCCCCACGAAGGCCCCCUGGACCUCUCGGUGAAAAGGCCCCCAGAGAGCCUGGAGCAGGCCAAGAAAGAGCCCUGCAAGGCCAGCCUCGGAGACGAGAGGCUCCCGUGCAGACAGCAAGGGGCCGUCAGCAGGUGCUUGGCAGCCAGCAAAGCCGGGGAGGGGGACGGGAGGCCAAACUGCCCUCUGGAUGGCGAGAACAAGACCAUUGACCUGCUGAUCAAGAUGAGCCGGUCGGAGAACCUCCGGGCGUCGCCCUCCGAGGCCCACCGGGGCACCGUGCUCAAAGCCGAGCUGCUGCCCCUCGGCGUGCCCCCGGAGCUCCGCCACGUCCUGGAGCCCUACUCCAGCCAACGAGCACGUGAGCCUGGUCCUGAGCCCUUCCCGCGGGGCAUCCUCUGCCCUCUGGAACUCACCCGCAGCGCCGGCAUCUGGUGA